Mercenaria mercenaria is the source of this 2852-nucleotide messenger RNA. RefSeq lists its product as uncharacterized. Gene Ontology annotation, molecular function: zinc ion binding; ubiquitin-protein transferase activity. Gene Ontology annotation, cellular component: nucleoplasm; chromatin. NCBI's taxonomy places the organism in Eukaryota, Metazoa, Mollusca, Bivalvia, Venerida, Veneridae. The transcript has 3 exons. Bases 121 to 1788 code for a protein of 555 amino acids. The record is from RefSeq and is a predicted model, not a curated record. Gene Ontology annotation, biological process: positive regulation of DNA-templated transcription.
GUUUCCUGAUUGUGAAUAAAGAAGAAAGUGGGUGACCCGUUCGCAAUCAAUAAAACUGCUUUAUUUCAGUCAGGAUAGAAACAAAUACAGAUCAACUGGAGAAUUUACGACCUGUAAGACAUGGCUGAAGGAGGGAACCAACCUUCUAUCCAUGAUGGUUCUGAUGCCGAUAUUACCUUUGCAUGUACGCCGUGUAGUGAGGAGGGAUCCAGAGAAGAGGCUGUUAAAUAUUGUCCGGAAUGUGACGAGUACCUUUGUUCAACAUGUUCGAAAUGUCACCUUAAAAUGAAAAUAUCGCGUGACCACAAGCUAGUAGAAAAAGAAAAAGGAAAACAUGAGUCGAAGAUCACCAAGGCAACGGCGAAAAUAAAGUGUAGAGAACAUCCAGAUAGGGAUAUUGAAAUGUAUUGUGGGACACACGAUAUGGUCUACUGUCUGAUGUGUAUUGCCACAGAACAUAGGUCCUGUGGUGAUGUGACCUGCCUAACAGAUGCGGCAGGUUCGAGCUUUCAACAAAAUGAAGCGGACCGUCUACAAGAAGAAUAUGAGUCUAUCAAAGAGGUCCUUACAGUCUCAGAGAGGAAGAAAAAGGAAAAUCUCAUCUUAUUAGAAGAGAAGAGGAACACAAUCGAAAAAAGACUCCAGGAAAUUGAAGAAGAUUUGGUAGAACAUAUCAAGAUGCUUUCAAAACAAGAUAAAACGAACCUCAACAAAACAUAUUAUAAGGUGAAAGAGGAGCUUGAAUCAGAUAUCACAAAGCUGAACAGGAAAAUAUCUGAAAUGGGGAAAGUAAGGGGCCAGUUCCAGGCAACGACUGAAGUUAACCAGGAAAACCGGUUCGUUCAAUUCAAGCUUUACCAGCAAAGUAUGAAUGACGCCAAAAACUUGCAUGCACAAUUUGAACCUAAUGGUCAAGUAUCAAUUGACUUUGAAGAAAUUACAAGUGUAACAGGACAGUUAAUGGAAGUAAAAUGUUUGGGAAAAAUAAAUGCAGCUCGGAUAAAUAAAAAGAGAAAAAUUAAACGCCAGAAAGAGAUAAAUGUAAGAAUGCAGAAUGACAAAGAAAAAGAAACCUGUCGCAUAAUUGAUAUGUGCAAACUUGAUAGCGGAGCUUGUAUUUUGGCUGACUACCACAAUAAAAAUGUAAAACUGAUAGACACCAAUCAGAAUGUUAAGUCUCACUUUGAACUUGAAGGUUAUCCGACUGGAAUUUGUAAAACAGGACGCAACGAAAUAGCAGUGAAACUGAAUAAUGACAAAAUAGACGUGUUAUCAUUAGGUACCUGUAUUUCUAAAGUAAGAAGUAUUUCUAUUGUAAAGGGAGGUGGAUGUUAUGGGAUGACUUAUAGAGAUCUAAAGUUUUGGAUAGGGACUGGAACCGACAUUAAUGUGUAUGAUACAAAUGGGAACCUUGAAAAAUCUGUUUCAGUAGCAAAAGUUGCAAUUCGACAAAUGACCGUUUAUCAAAACUCGGUUUAUGUGGCUGAUUAUAAUGGUGGUGUCGUCCUAUUAAGGAGCGAUGAUACGAUAAAAACUAAAUUUCAAGAUAGUAAACUGACCAGUGCAGUUGGUAUAUGUAUAUCGACUGAUGGUACAGUGUAUGCUCUAGACCAAAGAUACAAUGCUAUCGUAAUGUUCAGUCAGGAUGGGAAAUGUCCAGGACAGCUGGUCCCGAAAAUACCCAGUGGAAAAUGUCCAGAGUCGCUUUGCUACGAUAGUAAAAACGAUUGUAUAUUGAUUGGCUAUCAGUCAUCUGAUACAAUAACUGUGCUUCAUCUUAGUGACUGAGGACUUAUAUCGGUUAAGAAUUUGUACUACGUAUGAAAAGAGAAAAUAUAUUCAUAAACAAACAUUCUAUUUCAGCUAGCUUGUGAAGAAAGCCAUUCUAAAAUUGCAAUUUAGUAAUGAUGCCAGACUUACAUGACAUCACUUAUUACUUACAUUCUUGUUCAAGUUGUAUGUUUGGUUUCGUGUAACACAAUGUUUAUUUUGCUCCAGCGUAGGACAGAUUUAAUUAUUAAAUAAGACAGAUCGCCGCAUGAUUCUGAUAGUGUUAAGUGAUGGUAGUCUCUAAAGUAUAGAGAAAUGCAUCUUUAGUCCAGAGUGUAUUGGCUAAGACCUAAAAUGUAUUGUUUGUUUAUGGUAACGCUAACGUAGGUAGCUUUUUUAUUUAUUCAUUUUUGAUAGAACGUCAGAAAUGCCAGUGUAGCAUAAGUCAGAAGCUAAAAUUAUUAGUGUUAUACUUAAUUCGUUGGAAACUGAAAGAUAUGAUAUUGAGAAGUUUAGUGUAGAUUUACAUUUAUUCCGCUUUCCAACUUCCUUCUCAGUUUGAAAAAAAAAAUGCUACAGAACAGGACAAUAUCUGUAGGGUAGGCGUUUCAGCUAGGGUAGGUUCGGAUGACUUCAACAAACAGUAUUUUAGUUAAAGCCUAACUAUUGAAUUGUUAUAACUAUAAACAAGGCAAUGAAUACAGUUAUCUUUCAAUCAUGUUCUACCUGAAUGUUUUACAUUUUGUUACUAUCUGAAUGUGUUACAUUUUGUUACUAUCUGAAUAUGUUAUAUUUUGUUACUAUCUGAAUAUGUUACAUUUUGUUACUAUCUGAAGGUAUUACAUUUUGGUAAUGUCUGAAUAUAUUACAUUUUGUUAUUGUAUGAACAUGUUACAUAUUGUUAAUGCCUCAGUAUGUGCAGUCGAGGUUAGAUGGAAUAUGUUACAUUUUGUUUAUGUCUGAAUAUAAUACAUUCUGUUAAAUCAUUCGUUUAGUAAAUUAAUGUUUUAUCUGCAAAUAGAAUGCGGUGUUGGUAGAAUAAUAUUGUUUUAAGUUGGAGUUUAUAAAUUGUUACAUAUCUU